CAGCUUCUCCUGCGCCUCCAGCCACAGCAGAGUGGCACGGUCGCUGCGGGCUCGUCACGGGACCUGGCCGCCAACCAUGACGUCAAUUACACCGGCCGCCCUGGAUUGAUUGUGGAAAAUGCCACAACUCAGUCUAACGGCCCCCCAGAGAUGACCCGCAACGUGAAAAAAUGGCAGCUGACAAUCGAUGUGCCUCGCAGCGGGCGGCAGAUUGCAGAUGCGCUGAGCGAAUAUGGCUCCGUGGAUGUGGAGCCCAAACCUGACCCGUCUAGACAAGAGCAGCUGCGGGACAACAAAGAUGAAGACUACACCAUUCUUGAGACAGGCGAGAGAGGCCAGCCGAUGUGCUUACGGAAAGGGUUGGGAAAUGACAUUGGUUUCACAAAGAAAUCAGAUGAAGACAUCGAAAAGAAACCCAAACGAAUUCAGAUUUCUGGAGUUCCCAGGGACUGGAUGGCGGAAGAACUGGUUGAUUUCCUCAAACAACAAGGACCAAGGAAGACAUGGGAUGAAAUUAAGGAUCAGCCUCCACAGACGGCCAACACGCGGGGGCGCCCCGCGAAGAGGCAGGCCAAAGAACCCGAUGAGCGACAUCGGUCCAGAUCUGCCGCUGAGAAGCCCGAAAAGGGCGAUGAAAAUAAGGACCCAAUGGAAGUCGAAAAAACGCAGUUGGACUCUCAGACUCAGCCUGAAGCGAUUGACAAGCAGAGUUCAAAGCCAACCUCGCAGUCUCUUGGUAAUUUGACGGAUGCCUUAACCCAAAACUGGACGCUGGCCGAUCAAGGUGGAUGCGGUGACUGUGGGUACCGGGCAUUAAUAGACAACUUUCAUUAUCAAACCACUGGUGAGACUCUUUCCAAAGAAGAAUGCAUCAAAAAUGCCAAUCUAUUUCGUACGGAAGUGGUACGACAUGUUCGCAAACAUCAAGAUAGGUACGAAAACCAUGUCAGAGGUGGGAAAGAGGCCUUUCCUGCCUUUUGUGACAAUGCGUUGAAGCAAACUCACUGGAUAUGUGGACUGCUGCUGCAAGCAGCAGCAGAGGUGAAAUCAUGCUGCAUAGUGGUGUGGAAUCAAAAAGAUGAAGUUCUGGAAAGAUUCACUUUCGCUCCUGAGUGGAGUCCACAGGGGAUGCCCAGAAUGAAAAAAGAAGCACCAAUCCUGGUGGUGUACAGAAACGACAAACAUUAUCAAUCCGUCCGACCACCCCAGGAUCAGGACGGCAUGACUAAGGUGCCCAAACACUGGGCGCGAGAGACAGCCAAACCCGAGGCCGAAGCACUUGGAGGCGCUGGACCAAGCGUUGGAGAAUCGCCUAAAACCCUGCACACGCUCUCCCCUGGCUCUUCCCAUGCUCCUUCGCUCCAUACUCUCCCCGCCUCCUCCUUUCGCGGAUCCUCGGGUGGGGGUGUGAUGAUCACGCGCGCGCCGUCCCUGCACUCCUUGGUUCCUUCCGCGUCUUCUCCUCCGCGUCUGCGCGCGGUUGUGCACGGCCAUGCGGCGGGUGGUGGUUCUUCGGGUGCCCUUGCGCGACCCCAUCCUCCGCGCUCCCCCUCUCUUCUUACCUUGGCUGCCUCCCCUCACUCCUGCGACCGGUCGGGUACUAAGGACAAAGGCGCAGUCAAAAAUGACAACACAGAAUGCGACUUUCGCCCUGACACUGCUCCAUAUCCUCGACACCUCAAGCGGCUGGAUGCUAAAUCACAGUCCCGACCUCGGAACUUCCUGAAAGUGGCAGAGCCUGGAGUUGCCCAGAAUGCGGGAAAGGCGGCGCAAGCUGCAGGGCACUUAGUUACUGAGGUCCUUCCGCCGGAUGCCAUGGCUGCUGCCCCUGACAUGCUGCAGCGAGUGUCUCCGGCCUUACUGAGGAUUCUCAGGGAAUUUUGGGCCGAUAUUUGGAAUAGACGUCAAAUCUCUUGGGAUGAUAUUUGGGAUGAUUUGGUUACUCACACUCCACCACGCCCUGCUCCUGACAGCUGGCCAAGCCUCACACCGGAACAACUCCGUUCUGCCACCAAGUGUAGCCGCGGCAGUGCGCCGGGGCUUGACGGCUGGAGAGCUGAGGAACUUAGUUUGUUCAGUGACGAAAUGUGGCAGGAUGCCGGCUGUCCUCCAGAAACAGUUUCCACUUCCAUCACCUUGUUGGGAUUCCAGUUCAUGGGAGUGACCCAAAGAAAAGCCAAAGACCGAGAACUGACAAGACUCACUGAGGCCAAAGAAGUUCUUCGAAAAUGUAGGUGCCUCCCAGGUUCCAAAACACGUAAAGCUGCAGUUGCCAGGGUUUGUGCCCCAGCAAAAGCAAGUUGGGGAUGGCUGUUUCGAAGACCCACUCAUGCUGAAAGCAACGCUUUCUUUCAGGGAGCAAAAGCGCUGCAUCAGUGGCCAAAGCAGUCAGCCGUACCUUUACUCCAAAUUUUUACUGGCCAUUGGUGGGACUUAGGUUUUGCUGCCACGGUUACGACUCUCCGAGUCCUCACCCGCUAUGUUCACAAAACACAGAUGCAGUUGCAAAACUGGCCACCCAAAAUGAGUGGCUGGACGGGUAGCUUUAGAAAAGGCAUGCAAGAACUUGGGUUCGCUGAGGCUGGUAGUUGGACCUGGACGCACCCGAUGCUUGAAACUAUUCAGAUUCAACCAACCACGCUGCCUGAAAAGGCGACCGAAGUGCUGUCACAUAGGCUCAGAGAUGCUUGGCGAAUCAGAAAAUAUGAGGAAUUCUUGGAACUUGACCGACGCGACUCAACGGUUUGUGCAGACAUUCCAUGUGACCUGACCCGCAUUAAUAUUCUGCGCAAGAAAAAACUCAACAGUCACGAACUGGCUGUUGUAACUGGUGCUUUCAUUUCACCUCAAUGUCGAAAUGCCAUGGGAGGUGCUGAAGAAACAUGCCCUUAUUGCCAACAUGUUUGUGCCACUGUGCAGCACAUGCUUUGGGAAUGUACUCAGAACCCACACCGUGAUCCUACUAUUAGACCCCACGAUGUGCUGCAGGAAAGACUCGCAUGGCCCACUACUGAUCCUACUAAGGUGGACCAUGACAACAAACUUCUAAGGUUUGCAGCUGCAACACGUGCUGAUGUGUUGCAGCAGCGCCACGACGACUAGAACCACCUCCAUUCUAUUCUGGCGAUCGCCUCUGGCCUGCGCUGCGGCUGCGGGCAAGUGCGGGCAGCGUCAUUGUCUACAUCAUCAUCAUCAUCA
Cladocopium goreaui is the source of this 3198-nucleotide messenger RNA. NCBI's taxonomy places the organism in Eukaryota, Dinophyceae, Suessiales, Symbiodiniaceae. The record is from the annotation of a GenBank genome assembly.